GCAAAUCUCGCUUGCAUUUUGGUCUAGAGUUGGUUAGACAUAAAUUCGCUUUGUAUUUGCCUGCGCGUUGCUUAGGAAUAGGAAAGUGACAGUCAACAUGUAAAUCAUUGCUGUCUGUAAAACUGCAUAUUUACCAAGGAAGAAGUUAAGAAAGAUGAUGGAAGAGAGUGGAAUAGAGACUACCCCACCCACCACUCCUCCACCUCCACCCAGUGUGGCUGCUGCCAUCAGUCCCCCUUCUCUCACUAUGGGUCUGUCCAGUCCACUGACACUUCCCACUACCAAGGGCGUCUCUAGCUUUGCCCCGGAAGGAUUCUCUACCCCAGUACCUCCCACAAUGCUGACCUCCACCUUGCCUCCUAUCCAGUCCUCAGCACCACCUCUGUUCUCCCCCAGCCCUAUGACUCCACUGUCCACAGCCUCCCAUGCCCCUGCUCCACCCCUAGGUGGGCAUGUGCCUUACAGCAGUCCCGUGGCACCUUUCCCUUCUCCUUCUGCUCCUGCUCUGGGAUCCUCUGCGCCUCCUCCAGGUCCGGUACAGUCUGCCCCUCCCAUGGGGCCGCCCACCACUGGCUUCACUAUGACCGCAGGCUAUGACAUCACACGAGGGCAUGCUGGACGCACGCCGCAGACACCGCUGAUGCCCAGCUUCUCUAGUGCCCCACCUAUGCCAGGUGUGGUCACGAACCCAAUGAUGCACCAGCCUGUGAUGUCGGGAGGUUUGGAUGUAGGUUCCCCCAUCACUUUCCCUGAGGACCAUGAGGAUCCCAGGAUGGGUCCCGAUGGCACCUCUGGAGGAGGAAUAUGGGGCUUCAUCAAGGGUGUGGCUGAUAACCCCAUGGUAAAGACAGUUCUAGACAAAACCAAACACUCUGUGGAGUCCAUGAUCACUACACUUGACCCUGGAAUGGCACCGUACAUUAAGUCUGGGGGUGACUUGGACAUUGUGGUGACGUCUGAUAAGGAGGUUAAAGUGGGAGCAGUGCGUGAUGCCUUCCAGGAGGUGUUUGGUAUGGCCAUGGUGACUGGGGAAGCAAGCCAAUCCAAUAUUGCUCCUCAGCCUGUGGGCUACGCUGCAGGAGUCAAGGGGGCGAAAGAGCGCAUUAACAGUCUACGCCGCACUGGCAUUAUCCAUGAGAAACAGCCUGUGGUUUCUGUGGAGAACUUCAUAGCCGAGCUCUUUCCAGACAAGUGGUUUGACAUUGGCUGCCUGAUUCUGGAUGACCCUGGCAAUGGAGUGCACAUUGAGACUUUCACACAGGCCACUCCCGUUGCUCUAGAACAUGUACAGCAGGCACAAACCCUCACCCCUCCAGAUUACAGUCUGCGCUGGUCCGGCCUGCUCAUAACUGUGGGCGAGGUGCUGGAGAGGAGCGUGCCCAACAUUAGCCGCACAGACUGGCACCAGGCUUUCACUGGCAUGUCCCGCAGGCAGAUGAUCUACAGUGCCGCCAAGGCUCUGGCUGGCACAUACAAACUGCAGCUGCCCCCCAGGACAGUGUGAGCUGGCCUAAAUGUCCGCGCUCUCCCUCAAAGUGGGCUCAACACACCUCAGACUGGCACUACCAUCAGCCAGUAGGAACCUGUUCCCACGACCCUCCUGCGGAGGACAUGCUAAAUGUCUGUUUCCAGUACGUGUUUUAAAUAGUUCAUUGACGGGAGGACAGAAAAUGUAAAAUAAAUUUGCAGUGUCUCAAGGUAGAAAUUCAGUUGUUGCAGCAUUGGACAUUGAAGAGAACAGCAGUUAAAGCUGAAAUUCUGAGCAGGUUUGGUCCUCUGUUAAUGCACAUGUAUAAAAGCAAGUUGUCAACAUUCUAAUAGUAUACUAGUACUUAUAAAUGUGUUGGUGAGACCUAGAAAAGUGUCUAAUGCAUUUAGAGGUUACCACAAGUGGGCUAUAUUGAGUAAGUGUAUAUCAACAUUUUGGAAAAGUAGAACAGUGUAUUUCAACAUUUGGACCAUGGCAAUACAUACUAACUGGUAUGUAUUGUCUUAAAAUGACAAUGAUACCCCCAUACUAACUGCAAAUGUUUAUACAAACUGUUUAUUAUUAUAUACUAGUGCACUAUGCCCUAAGGUGGGAAUUUUGUUACUUAUUAGUAAAAAUUCAUAAGGGCUGAGGAUAUUUUAAAAAAAGAAAAAAAAAAGUGAAACACUUGCUAGAUUAGUUUUAUGAUGGUUCUAAAAUUCACAAUGAUUUCAUCUUAUGAAAUCACUGAAAUCAUUUAUGUGCUAUGGAGGAGUCUACUUACAGCCUUUUGCACUGUGUAAGCCUUUGUUAGUACAGACUAUUGAUCGUCAAGUAGGAAAAAUAUUCAGCAGUGAAAUGAUGGACUGAACACGAUAUGAAAUGUAGUAGUGAUUAGCAGAGUCUUCCUAAAGCUUAAAGGGAAAAAUUACAACAAAAUAUUUUUCUCUUUUUCUCCUGUUUUUAUUAUUAUUAUUUUUUUUAAUUUUUAGUUUUUUUUAAGGGGUGUUGAUUGAUGAGGCCAAGCACUGGUUGGAAUGAAAGUCCAUUGGAGACAUUCAAUAGUUUUUCACUUGCUGUAAUACAGACAAAUUGCUUUUAUACAUAAGCAUGAAUGUAGGGCCAAUCUUGCAUUCCUUUAAUAGUUUCUGAACCCAGUUCAUCACUUGAGCCUUGAAUAAAAUCCUCAGGGAGAGAACACAAAGAAACACUUAAGAAAGAAUUGACAUUUAACAUUUUAAAAGGUUUGUAUUGAUUUAGUCAUACAGUCUGGUCCCUUAAACCUGGCUGCUUCAUUUUGUUUAAUUUUAGAAUUUGUUUUAGUUCUUUUUGGAGGGCUUUCUGAGAUGUGCAGUGUAAAUAUGUGGUAUUCUGUUACCAAAGAACAUGUAUACAGCUUCAGUGCCAGUGCUUUUGGAGAGAGAAAUACAAUUUACAUUUAUUUUAAAUAAGACCUGGGAACUUAGACCCGUGUUGCCACUCCACAAACCAAUGUUAUGGUUAGAUUUGCUGAAUACAUUUUUGAGAAAUAUAAUGAAUGCUUUAUUCAAGCUUUGAGAGUUAAAGGUAUAGAUGUUGGACAUUUAAAACAAAAUGGGCUGAACUGAUCUUUAGAUACCUUUGAAACUAUUUGAUGUAUGUAUGGUAAUCUAAUCUUUGGUGUCUUUGUCAAAUGUCAUGUUGGUGUGCUUUGUUCCUAAACAACAUCUAUCUCAGCCAAAGACAGUGCCAAAUUUAUUAAAGAUUACAUAUGAGCAAGUUUGCUGAAGCUGCCUCUGUGCAGAACAAUGGGCAAUGCAUUAACACUUUUUAAAAAAACAAAACAAAGCAUUAGUUUACAAAACAAAGUAUAGUAGAUGGUAUUCCAGUAUGACCUUUAGGUGUAAAAUUCAAUUAGCAAAGCAGUAUGGAGAUUCUUUGCUUAUAUUGACGAUAUGAAGCCCCCCUGGUUUCAUCAUCUUGCCCCUCUCUACCAAGUGAGUGAAUUAGACCUGAAGUCUAAAGCCUAUCUCAGAGUGAUACAGUACCUUGUGAAAAUCACAGAGCUGUGCAUGACCUUUGGGAUAGCAAAAUUGUUUGGGAUGCGUAGUUCUGUUUCCUACAAAGGCCAUAAUCACUGUCAUAUUUUACAAUAAGAUGAUCAGAGAAAAGUGGAUGAAUCAGAAUUGCCUUUAAUACAUGCUUUGUAUUUCAAAAAUGGCUGUGGAUGCUUAUCCUACAUGGAACUGUACUAAGGUGCCUUCUGUGAACAGAAGAGUAAAGUCCUUUUUAGAAAACCUG
This is a messenger RNA of Electrophorus electricus (electric eel), 3748 nucleotides long. Lineage: Eukaryota; Metazoa; Chordata; Actinopteri; Gymnotiformes; Gymnotidae. The record is from RefSeq and is a predicted model, not a curated record.